CUUGGGGAUGAUGGGUAUUAUCUUAAAUCCCGGAACGAGGUCGUUAGGUUGAUCUCUUGUCUUCCAGUUUCCAAUAAGACCGUGAAGGAUGACUUCCUCAUUGCUUCUGGGGAGUGGUUCGACGGUAUUCACUGUCCAACUCGGGCAGGAAAACCAGGUGCGGCGCUUUUAGGAUUGGUCCUUUUUGGGGAAAGGAUUUAGUGUUGAGGGAUUAUUAUUAUAUAUAUUUUUUUGCUUUCUUUGUAAUUGGAAAAUUUCAUGACCUGACCUCACUUUUCUUGGUUGUUCGCAGAAAAAAUUCACGUCGCUCCUCGGAUAGACCUUACGAAUGUGCCAGCGCUGAAUUAUCUUCUCAGGUCGGAGAUUUACGUUACCGAGGACAGACAGUUGCGUGCGGCCCAUUUGGUUUUGGGCUAUCAACCUCUGAGCAGGGCUUUCCAAGCAAUUGGUCACGCUAUAAGGGCGGGCAGUCCGAGGUUGGCUAGGAUUGACGUGUCCCGAGACGGGUUCCUAGCUCCACACGAUUUGCCACCAGUAGUGCUGCCUGGGGUCAGGAAUCCUUACUUAGCGGAGCAGCUUCCUCCGGUAAAUGAGCCUGGCGCGGCUGCUCUGAUUGAAGAAGAAACUGAAUCUUCCCGUCUUUCUCUUGAGGCAGAAAUAGACGAGUUUUACUUCGAGGAGGAAAUUCAGCAAAAUCCUUUAGGGGAGCCUUCCAAUCCCGAAGCCGAGCAGGACCGACAUUCUGCAGUUGGUGUUCCCCCAAUUGUUAUCUGCUCGGACGAUACCUCAGACGAAGAGGUAGAGCCCAUGGCAGGAAAGGGAAAGUCUCUAAAGGAGCUGAUGACAUCUCGGGGGAAAGGUCAGUCAUCACAGGUUCAGCCAUCGAAGGGCCCAAGUCCAUCAAAGGUCAAAACCCUUCCCCCUGUGGUUCCCCAAGGCGUCUCGGACCUUGGUCUUAAGGUUAUCCCGGACCUGAAGAAGAAGAGGCCGGUGGACACGCCAGAGGAAGGCGAGGUGGCUGUCCAGCCGACCAAGCAGCAGAAAACUACACGGGCGCCAAGGAGCAGAAGGGGCACCUCCUCGGACAGCAGGGAUGAGGGGAACCUUGCUGAAGUGCGCACUGCCCCUCGUCCAUGGGACCCAAAGUUGGAGCUGGAUGGGCUCGCCAUUCCUUACACUGCUUCGGUCCGAGAGUAUAAUCGUGGCCGGGCGGGGUACGUGGCGGAGGCCUUAGAGCAGCCCUUACUUCUUCCUAGGGACAUGGAGGCUUACAGGCGGUGCACUCAGUCCGAGCUCUUCCUAUCCCUUAAGAGGGAUCUCGCGCUGAUUACUCAGCAGGUCUUUGUGGCCGAGGAGUUUUGCCGUAGUAGCCGUAAUCUGGCUGAGGCUGAGACCCAGGCUCGGACAGAGGUGGAGAAAGCCUUGGGGUCCCUUAGGCAUGAUCACACUAAACUCACGGCUGAGUUCAAGGAUUCGGAGAACCGACGUAAAAGUGCAGAGGCCGGCCUAAAGAGUGCCGAGGAUCAGGCGGAGGACCAACGCAAACAACUGUACACGGCUCAGCUUAACCUUAACACCGAGAGGCAGGCAGUGCAGGAUCUGAGGACUGCCCUGCAAAAGGUGGAGGAUGAACUGAGGCUGGCAAGGGAGGAAGUCCAGCUGAUCCGAGAGGCCACGGAGGCCGAGAAGAAUGCUGCUCGCCAGCUUGGGGCCGAAGAGACUGAGGCCAGGUUAUCUGAGGAGAUCCCUGAGGUGUGCAGGGAGUACUGCGACAUUUCAUGGGCUCAUGCUCUCGACGCUGCAGGAGUUCCUGCGGAUUCGGCACUAAGAUUGCCCGAGAGCAUCUUCUAUCCUCCGGAGAUCCGAGUUAACCCUGAUGAAGCCCAAGUCACUUCGGAGCAAGACCUGGCGGUGCCUGAUGCCGUACUUGUGCCUGAUGUGGCUAAGGAUCCUGCCACUGACUCUACCGUUGAGGCUCCUCCUCCUCAGCCCGAGCAGAAAGAAGAUCCUCCCGCUGAAGCUUAGCCUUAUAGGUUUUCAACCUU
This is a messenger RNA of Quercus robur (English oak), 2045 nucleotides long. RefSeq lists its product as uncharacterized. Bases 808 to 2025 code for a protein of 405 amino acids. NCBI's taxonomy places the organism in Eukaryota, Viridiplantae, Streptophyta, Magnoliopsida, Fagales, Fagaceae. The transcript is spliced from 2 exons. The record is from RefSeq and is a predicted model, not a curated record.